UAGCUGUGGCGACUGAGGCCUGGCUUUCGACCAGGAGCUGCGUCGAUGGGAGCCACAGAGAGUCUAAGGGCGAGGGCUUGGGUGAUCCUGGAGGCCUUGAUGACGCGGCUCAGGCGUUGGUUGGAGAAGGCCCACGACAGGGAUAGGGAAGGAAGGGAGCGGCCACCUCUGGGUGCGGCCGGCCCUUGCCUCGUCCUGGGGCCCCAGGCACCAGAGGACGUACAAGGGACAGGGGAUGGUCCCUUUUAGCUGCUCGUCCAGUCACGAGUUGGUGUUGGUAUUAGGAGAUCUGCACAUCCCACACCGGUGCAACAGUUUGCCAGCUAAAUUCAAAAAACUUCUGGUGCCAGGAAAGAUUCAGCACAUUCUAUGUACAGGAAACCUUUGCACCAAAGAGAGUUAUGACUACCUUAAGACUCUGGCUGGUGAUGUCCAUAUUGUGAGAGGAGACUUUGAUGAGAAUCUGAAUUAUCCAGAACAAAAAGUUGUGACUGUUGGACAGUUCAAAAUUGGUUUGAUCCAUGGACAUCAAGUUAUUCCAUGGGGAGACAUGGCCAGCUUAGCCCUGUUGCAGAGGCAGUUUGAUGUGGACAUUCUUAUCUCGGGACACACACACAAAUUUGAAGCAUUUGAGCAUGAAAAUAAAUUCUACAUUAACCCAGGUUCUGCCACUGGAGCAUAUAAUGCCUUGGAAACAAAUAUUAUCCCAUCAUUUGUGUUGAUGGAUAUCCAAGCUUCCACAGUGGUCACUUACGUAUAUCAGCUUAUUGGAGAUGACGUGAAAGUAGAACGAAUUGAAUAUAAAAAGUCUUAAAGCCAGGCCUGUCUUGAUGACUUUUCUGGUUUUGUUGUUGUUGUUCAUUCCUCUUCAGAUCAAGUAAUUAAACAUUUAACAGUCACAAAAUUGUAUCACUUUUAUAACAUUUUGCAGUAAAAUAUAUCAUCUUUGUUAAUAUUAAUACAUAAUUGCUCUAAGCUUCUUGUAAACUAUGAGAAUAUAUUUAGUUUACGUUUAUGGCUUGUAUGAAAAAAUGUCCACCACACCGUAAAUGGUCAUGUGCUGAGAAAAAUUUAUCCCUGUAAAUACCUUCAAAGUUAAUUAUUUGGAACUUUAUCUUAAAAGUAGUGCAUGAAAAGAAAGAAUCUAAACUUUCUUGUAUGCAUUUUUCUCUUCCCCUGUAAUAAACAUUUACCUUUCAUUUA
Molecule: messenger RNA, 1203 nt
Organism: Nycticebus coucang (slow loris)
Lineage: Eukaryota; Metazoa; Chordata; Mammalia; Primates; Lorisidae
Gene: VPS29
Product: VPS29 retromer complex component
Exons: 4
Coding region: 236-814 (192 amino acids)
Biological process (GO): retrograde transport, endosome to Golgi; intracellular protein transport
Cellular component (GO): endosome; retromer complex
Source: RefSeq, a predicted model, not a curated record